Messenger RNA from Trichomonas vaginalis G3, 1056 nucleotides. RefSeq names its product protein serine/threonine kinase protein. Gene Ontology annotation, molecular function: ATP binding; protein serine/threonine kinase activity. The record is from RefSeq and is a predicted model, not a curated record. The coding region runs from base 1 to 1056 and encodes 351 amino acids. Lineage: Eukaryota; Parabasalia; Trichomonadida; Trichomonadidae. Gene Ontology annotation, cellular component: protein kinase CK2 complex; cytosol; nucleus. Gene Ontology annotation, biological process: protein phosphorylation. The transcript has a single exon.
AUGAGCAGGGAGGGACAAGUACCAGAAAUUCUCCCUAAUCAUACUUAUAAUGAAGCUCAUCCUAAAAUAGCACCAAUAUUUGCAAAUGUAUGUCUUCGAGCUGGUCCUUCAUACUGGCAAAUAAAAAAUUGGAAUCCUGUUUUUGGAAAUAUCAAUCGCUAUAAAUUGGUGAACUGGAUUGGAUCGGGAUCUUAUUCUGAUGUCUUUAUCGGGCUUCAAGACGACACAAAAAAAUGUGCAAUAAAGGUUUUAAAGCCAGUAAAUCUUGACAAGGUACGCCGUGAACUUAAAAUCUUGACGAUAAUGCAAUACACGCCUAAUGCUCUUCAGUUAAUGGAUAUUCUUAUUGAUCCCAAGAAUGGAAUUACUUCUUUUGUCACAGAAUAUAUUCCAAAUAUAAAUUGGAGAACUUUAGUGAUUAAAUCUCCAUUAACUGGCAUUAGAAAAUACAUUUAUAAAAUAAUUCAAGUAUUAGUUGCCACUCAUAGUAAAGGCAUAAUGCAUAGGGACGUUAAGCCAGCAAACAUAUUAUGCAAAGAUCCAGACGAGCAAGUUGUUUUGGCGGAUUGGGGACUUGCUGAAUUUUAUCAUCCUCUUCACAAAUAUUCUACACACGUUGGUACUAAAUUCUACAAAGCUCCAGAACUUAUACUCGGUUAUGGAUUCUAUAAUUAUGCGGUUGAUAUGUGGGCUGUUGGAGCAACUCUUCUCGAAAUGCUAUCUAGGAAAAUUCAUGUAUUUUCAUCUGACAACCCAGAACGAAUGAUAUUUUCAAUUGCUUCUAUUCUUGGUGGACCAAAAAUUGUAGAAAUGGCUGAUAAAUAUCAAAUUGAAUUGAUGCCCGAUACACGGAGAGAAUUAAAUAAAUUGCAGGGAACUGGAAUAAGACGUUUGAUUAAUAAGCACAAUCUAGAUGAAGAUGCCAUCGACCUUGUUCAAAAAUUAUUAACAAUUGAUCAUCGAGAAAGAAUUACUGCUAUUGAUGCUCUUCAGCAUCCAUUCUUUAAUGCUAUGACACGAACCAUUACUUCUAUCUCUGCAGGAGAAGAAUUGUAA